This is a messenger RNA of Pseudoliparis swirei, 1260 nucleotides long. RefSeq names its product solute carrier family 10 member 7 (gene slc10a7). NCBI's taxonomy places the organism in Eukaryota, Metazoa, Chordata, Actinopteri, Perciformes, Liparidae. Gene Ontology annotation, cellular component: plasma membrane. The coding region runs from base 98 to 1123 and encodes 341 amino acids. The transcript has 10 exons. The record is from RefSeq and is a predicted model, not a curated record.
UUGUUCCGCUCCGGGUUUCGUGAAGCUCCGGAGGAAGACGCGCUCGGAGCUGCUCCUCAGGCCGCCUGGAGCGACGUGCUAGCCGGGAGAGAGCAGCAUGGGCCUCCUGGCCCGGGCCCGGAAGGAGUGGUUCAUCAUCGGCAUCGUGCUGGUCAUCCUGGCCGCCAAGCUGGAGCCCCGCUUCGGCGUCAGAGGCGGGCCGUUGAAGCCGGAGGUCACCGUCGCCUACGUCGCCGUCUCGCUCAUCUUCUUCAACAGCGGCCUGUCCCUGAAAACAGAGGAGCUGACCAGCGCGCUGCUCCACGUCCGCCUCCACCUCUUCGUUCAGUCCUUCACACUCGUCUUCUUCCCGCUGGCCAUCUGGCUGCUGCUCAAAGUGCUGGCGCUCACCACCAUCGACCAAUGGCUGCUCAGAGGCCUCCAGACGGUGAGCUGCAUGCCCCCCCCGGUGUCUUCGGCGGUUAUUCUCACCAAGGCCGUCGGCGGCAACGAGGCGGCGGCCAUCUUCAACUCGGCGUUUGGAAGCUUCCUGGGCAUCGUGGUGACGCCGCUGCUGCUGCUGCUGUUCCUGGGCUCGUCGUCCUCCGUCCCCUUCUCCUCCAUCUUCUCUCAGCUCUUCGUGACCGUGGUAGUGCCGCUGGUCCUGGGUCAGGCGUGCCGCGGUUUCCUCCGGGAGCGCCUGGAGCGCCGGAAGCUUCCGUUCGGCGCCGUCAGCAGCGGCGUGCUCCUCAUGAUCAUCUACACCACCUUCUGUGACACCUUCAGCCACCCCGACGCCGAGCUGGAGCCCGGCAGCCUGCUGCUGCUGGUGCUCAUCAUUUUCUUCAUCCAGCUCAGCUUCAUGAUGCUCACCUUCGCCUUUUCUACCAGGUCGGGGUCCGGGUUCAGCCCGGCAGACACCGUGGCCAUCAUGUUCUGCUCCACACACAAGUCCCUCACGCUGGGUGUGCCCAUGCUGAGGAUCGUGUUCGCGGGCUCCGAGCAGCUCUCCCUGAUCUCCGUUCCUCUGCUCAUAUACCACCCGGCUCAGAUCCUGCUGGGGUCAGUGCUGGUACCCACCAUCAGGAGCUGGAUGAGCAGCCGGGAGAAGAUGAUGAAACCUCAGAGUCUUCAACCCAUCUGAUGAAGACGAGUUCUGGCGGAGGGAUACGUGGCGGAGGGAUACGUGGCGGAGGGAUACGUGGCGGAGGGAUACGUGGCGGAGGGAUACGUGGCGGAGGGAUACGUGGCGGAGGGAUACGUGGCGGCUGGAUACGUGGC